Molecule: messenger RNA, 927 nt
Organism: Blepharisma stoltei
Lineage: Eukaryota; Ciliophora; Heterotrichea; Heterotrichida; Blepharismidae
Source: the annotation of a GenBank genome assembly
AUGAAAACAAAUAGAAAUCCUGAACAAUUGAAUAUAUUAAAUCAACUAUCAAAAUAUCUUGAUUUUGAAAUUCAUUAUUUUAAAAAGCUGCUGAUUAGCUCUCAAAAAGCAGAGAUGAAUAGAGAAAUAGCGAAAAUAGAGAAUUUCUUGGAAACAAUGAGUUCAGAGAUAAAAUGGAAUUAUCAAAAUGACAUGUUAAUCCAACAAAUUUUAAAGCAUUAUAAAACUAUUACUGGCCAAAUCAAAAUUUUAUCUGAUUUUGUAGGAGAAAAAGAAGAGAGACUUAGAGACAACUCACUAUUUGAAGAAAUUAGCAGUUCUUCAGAAAAAUGCAAAAGUAUAAUUAUUAGAGAAAUCAAAAAUAUGCUGCUUGCUGGAGAAGAUGAAAAUACUUUAAUAGAAAGAUUUGAUUAUCCUGAAGUCCAAAAAUCUUCAGGGUACUUAUACGAUGUCUAUUUAGAACUUGUAUUAAAAGCAACUUUUUCUAAUUAUAUUUUACAAAUAAAAGAUGAGCUCCAUUUUGAUAUUAAAAAUGCAUUUGAAAGUUUAUCAGAUGAAGAUGUGCAAUCAAUUUUUACUCACGAGAACAUAUUUGGAGAAGAUACAAGAUUAAAAUAUAACGAUACGGUAUUGAAAAGAUAUUCUAUAGAUAUAGGCAAAUGGGAUUUCUACCAGCUAGCAGCAGGCAAAAAGCGAGAAUCCAACUCUCUAAGCUAUAAUGAGUUAGAAAAUUUUUUAAAUUGGAUGGAUCUGAACCAAGAUAGCAUAUACAAUUGCUUAAAAUAUUAUAUUUUGAAUCUCUUGGUAGCAAGCUUAUUAGUUAAAGCUCCAACUCCAAAGAUUGAUGAGCUUGACUGAGAUCAAAUUAUGUUUUCAGAGUUACUUAAUACUUCAACAGUCAUCAGUGGGAGUUUAGCUGAUUAUUAA